Pygoscelis adeliae (Adelie penguin) is the source of this 678-nucleotide messenger RNA. RefSeq names its product matrix metalloproteinase-20-like. Gene Ontology annotation, molecular function: metalloendopeptidase activity. The record is from RefSeq and is a predicted model, not a curated record. Lineage: Eukaryota; Metazoa; Chordata; Aves; Sphenisciformes; Spheniscidae. Gene Ontology annotation, biological process: extracellular matrix organization; collagen catabolic process; amelogenesis.
AUGACAAGGAAUCUUAGAGACAUGCAGGCAUUCCUAGGUGUUCAGGUGACCAGGAAUGUGGACUAUAGCACUAUGGGCAUGACUCAGAGACCAUGGUGUGGUGUUCGAAUAGCAAACUACCAGCUCUUUCCAGGAGAGCCCAACUGGGAAAAGAAUAGGAACACAAAGUUGAAGCUGGCAAGGAAGUCACUGCAUGUGCCAUUCAUCAAAGCACAGCCAUCUACAAUACUGCAAGGUUCACUGACCAUUCCUUCCUUUCCUCAGCUCAUGUUAAAUGUUGUUGCUGCUUAUGAAGUUCCUGAGAGGGGUUUGGUUUAUUUUUUCAAAGGCCCUCAUUACUGGGUAACUCAAGGAUUUCAGAUGCAGAGCCCCCCUUGCACCAUCUCUGACUUAGGGUUUUCCAAAAAAGUGCAGCACACUGUUGCAGUGGACUACCUAAAGGCUGACAAGGAGAUGCUCUUCUUUGUGGGAGAUGAAUAUUACAGCUAGGAUGAAAAGAAAAGAAAGAUGGGAAAAGACUAUUCAAAAAGUAUUCAUAAAGAUUUCAGAGGAAUCAGUAGCAAAGUAGAUGCAGCACUGGAAGUGAAUGGAUUUAUUUGGUUCUUUUCUGGUCCAAAAGCCUAUAAAUAUGACAGAGAGAAGGAAAAUGUGAUUAAUAUUGUGAAAACCAGUUCCUAG